GUCGCGCUGCUGUCGCUGGCAUGCUGUUCAACCACUGUAGCUGGGCAGUUCUCUGCUAGCUUCUGGGAGACAUGGGGACACUACAUGCAGCUGGCCUCCACCAAGCCCAUCGACUGGAACGACACCAUAGGUCUCCGGGAUUCUGGUCAGGUUCAGGAGUCUUGUUAUGACCAGAGUGUACAACUUCACACCGACAUGACGACCGGCCAGUCUUACGCCAUCCAGAUGCUGGACAGUAGCGGAAAGCUCAACCCAACGGCUCUGUUUGAAGGUCGAUAUGACGACUUCGGUAGCUUCAAGGGCUGCAGGGACCGCGUCAAAUACGCGCCAGACAUACCGGCCGACAUGAAGGCCAUGUACUGUGUACUGGGCUGGACAGGAAUCGCACCGGAAUUGACGGGAGGAGCACAGAGUUUCACACAGGGACUCUGUGUACCCAACACGUGCGGCGAUCUUGAAGUUGCACUCCUUGCAAACACAGGCCUCCUUGGUACAAAGCCAAUGCCCAGCUGGACUGUGGUAGGUAUUCUCUGUCACCGGGAAGAAGUGUACGCCAGCUUCGACACAGGGGCCUACGUUGCAUUAUCCUUCAUCGCCAUCAUCCUGCUGAUGUUGCUUAUCGGUACGCUGUUCGAAUUCAUCAUAAACGUAUCUUACACGGAGGAGAAGGUGAAAUCUAUAACUAAGAGUAAGACUGGUCGGUUCUUUCUGUCUUUCUCUGUGUACUCCAACACCAAGAAAGUGUUCAACACAUACCAGCCGGCAGGGCAACUUCCGGCGCUUCACGGCAUCCGGGUCAUCAGCACUUUGUGGAUCAUCUAUGGACACACGGACUUCUUUGCCGACAAUACGCUUACAACUAACAAAAGACAGAAGGAUGAAUGGUUCUCACAGUGGUGGUAUUUCAUACGAGGAAGCAUGGACAUGGCCGUGGACACAUUCCUUCUAUUAAGUGCACUGCUGGUGUCCUACCUGUUCAUGAAGCAGCUGAAGAAGAAUGGCGGCUCCUUUACUGGGAAGGACCUGCUUCUUCACUACCUGCACCGUUACUGGAGGCUGACCCCCGUGUACGCCUUCCUCAUCAUGAUCUUUGCCUGCCUGAUGGUCUACAUGGGGACGGGACCCGUCUGGGCUAGUCCUAUCAACCUCGCCACGGGGAACAUGAAAGCCUGUCAAACGUGGAUGUGGACAAACCUGUUAUACAUCAACAACUGGUUCAACGGUGAACAAGAGUGUUUCGGCUGGUCGUGGUACCUUGGUGUGGACAUGCAGCUGUACGUCAUAGCUCCCGGCCUACUGGUUCUGCUCUACAAGAAGCCGAAGUUGGGUGUAGGUUUGGUGACCUUCUUCCUCAUCCUCAGCAUGUUCCUCACCGGAAUCCUCUACCACCUUUUCGUCAAUGUUCCGUCCGGAUCGUAUUACGCUACGGUGUACAAGUUCACAUUCACCCGUAUGGGACCGUACAUGGUUGGACUACUCAUGGGCUACAUUCUCUUCACGACUGACCGCAAAGUGCCCAACACCGGCAGCACAAAGGCGCUGAUGUUGCUGGGCUGGUUUGGUGCGACCGCCGUUGCUGUUCUGUUUGUUGGCGCUCCCGGGUGGAUCGGGACCCCGUUCUCCAUCUGGGGCCAACCAGCCUGGAGGGCGUUUGACAGGACCAUGUUUUCCUGUGCUGUGGCCUGGGUCGUCUUCGCUUGUUGUGUUGGAUAUGGAGGUAUCAUCACGGAGUUCCUAUCCUGGAGCGGGUGGGUGCCGUUGAGUCGCCUGACUUACACUGCGUACCUCGUGCACCCCAUCAUCAUGCAUGUCUACACCAUGUCUCUCAAAACACCACUGUUCUACUCGGCUACUAAUUGGUGGUUCUACUUCAUUGCGUACUCCUUCAUGGCCUUCCUGUGCGGCUUCGUUGCCUCCAUCAUGGUGGAGUUCCCGUUCUUCGGGCUUGAGAAGCUGAUCUUCCCCCAGCGCAGAGGCAGGGACAGCUCUAAGGCAUCAAACAACGUCACCAGCGGGGCACAUGACAACCAAGCUCUUGAACUCGGUGAAACUAGGCAACCAGUCGAUGACAGAGCUGCAAAAUCCAACGGACAAAUGGCGAUAACUAACGACGAAAACGACAAGAUACCAGGACAAGCCAACGGACAAUGGUCCGUCAGCAUCUCAGCGAAUCAGGAGACUUUCGACCAGAAACUUUAAAGUUUCAUUGUCAUGUGCUGAACACUGCCAUAACUACAUGCCAUGGUGGCAUUUUUA
Branchiostoma floridae (Florida lancelet) is the source of this 2256-nucleotide messenger RNA. Its product is annotated as nose resistant to fluoxetine protein 6-like. Lineage: Eukaryota; Metazoa; Chordata; Leptocardii; Amphioxiformes; Branchiostomatidae. Gene Ontology annotation, molecular function: acyltransferase activity, transferring groups other than amino-acyl groups. The record is from RefSeq and is a predicted model, not a curated record.